Messenger RNA from Strongylocentrotus purpuratus (purple sea urchin), 567 nucleotides. RefSeq names its product acid-sensing ion channel 1C-like. The record is from RefSeq and is a predicted model, not a curated record. Gene Ontology annotation, biological process: sodium ion transmembrane transport. Lineage: Eukaryota; Metazoa; Echinodermata; Echinoidea; Camarodonta; Strongylocentrotidae. The transcript is spliced from 5 exons. Gene Ontology annotation, cellular component: membrane. Gene Ontology annotation, molecular function: ligand-gated sodium channel activity. Bases 1 to 567 code for a protein of 188 amino acids.
AUGUCUCAUCCAUACAAAACUGAUUGUCGAGACGUUCCCUUGGAGUAUUACCCUUUUUACUCGGAGGAGGCGUGCCUGACGGAAAGCGCAACCAAGCAACUCACAGAAGCGUGUGGAUGCAGAUUCCCAUACAUGCCAGGUCCAUCUCCUGUGUGUACUGUUAGACAAAUCAUUGACUGUGGGCUCCAUGACUUCGAAGUGGAGCAUUUCCAGAUGACCAUGAGCUAUUUGAAAGCACCAGGAAAGGACGACUCACAACGGCUGCAGAAUCAGUUUAACUGGACUAGAGAUGAUGUUACGAGCAACAUCGCAGAGGUCGAGAUUUACUUUGCCGAUAUGAACGAGCAUCAUACCAAGAGCGUGGCUGCCUACAAUUUAUCCGAUUUGUGGGGUGAUCUUGGAGGGCUCAUCGGUGUUCAUCUCGGAGCCAGUCUCCUCACAGUCUUCGAGUUCGUUGAUUACACCUUCGUCGAGCAGGCCCACAAGAUCCUGUACAUUCGCUUCUACUGGAGGAAACUCAAGUCAUUUUGUAGCCGGGAUAAAAAAGAAAAAGAGACUAGCACUUGA